AUGCGGUUCCGAACUCAAUUGAAGAAUACGAGGACCUUCUCUAAAUUAACUGCCUCGCUGUCAUCACUGGGCAAAGUAUGUUGGAUGCGGCUGGAAUACGACGUGGUCCGCUUCACCGUGAUCCCAGAGCAAGGUACCCAAGUCUGGGCACAGAUCCCAGUUGUACGUGUCAAAUUGGUUCUUGAUUUGAUUCCUCAAGUCAAUCUCACUGACUCAUCCCCCAAGGACACCAUCUUCGAGGAAUCAUCGUAUCAAUUAGAAUCCAACUCGGAUGCCAUCAAUAUCGAAAUCAACAUCAGUCUUUUGAACCGUGCGCUACGGUCAACAUUCGGCGCUUCAUCCUCGCAAUUGCGUCUGACAAAGAAAGACAAGAUGCCACUGCUUGCACUCACAGUCCUCACAACCGAAUGGACCGAGGGUAACAUGGCCCUUGCCACAGACGAAUCAGGCGAGCAAAGCCACGCAGCAGGCCCAUCUGCCCCGAAUGAGGUAGUCGGUGACCGGCGAGCGCGUGAGCGUGAAACAUGGAUCACGCAAGAAGUCCCCAUCAAAAUCCUACACGAAGACGUAGUAGAAAGCCUACACGAGCCGCAUUGCCCGGAUCCAGACGUAUACAUCAUUCUGCCGAACCUGAUGCAGUUGAAAAGUAUCUCAGACCGAUUCACCAAACUUGCCUCCACAGACAGCAAGGGCCGACAAUCUGGCAUUGUGGUUGCGGACCCGGCGGCCUCUACCACCGGCGCCACGGCUCUUACUACCAACGCUGCCCCAAAAUUGGAGUUGUCGGCCAACAUGCAUGGAAAAUUACGCCUCGCCAUUGCGACGGAUGAUUUGCGCAUUGCGAGUGUAUGGUCCGGACUCGUGAAUCCUCCUCUGGACCCUGCGCAUAUCACGCAGGAUCAGGCUUCUCAACUCCCUAGUGAGAGAAUGCGCGAAGCAGGCGACGAUGAUGAGGCUGGAUGGGCCAAAGUCAGGAUCGAUGGGAAAGAUUGGGGUCGGGUGUUGAGCGUGGGAAGAUUGAGCCCGAAGGUCGUUGCUUGCUUCAUAAACGACACCGCGCUGGUUUUGUAUGUCUACUUACCCGGCAGUUGGAAUGGCGAAGAAUCAUGCCUGACUUACUAUAUCAAUUCCUUUACGACGUGA
Molecule: messenger RNA, 1143 nt
Organism: Penicillium cataractarum
Lineage: Eukaryota; Fungi; Ascomycota; Eurotiomycetes; Eurotiales; Aspergillaceae
Product: checkpoint protein HUS1 family protein
Exons: 4
Coding region: 1-1143 (380 amino acids)
Biological process (GO): double-strand break repair via homologous recombination; meiotic DNA integrity checkpoint signaling; mitotic DNA replication checkpoint signaling
Cellular component (GO): nucleolus; site of double-strand break; checkpoint clamp complex
Source: RefSeq, a predicted model, not a curated record